Neocloeon triangulifer is the source of this 1468-nucleotide messenger RNA. Its product is annotated as homeobox protein BarH-like 2. Gene Ontology annotation, molecular function: DNA-binding transcription factor activity, RNA polymerase II-specific; DNA binding. Bases 50 to 805 code for a protein of 251 amino acids. Gene Ontology annotation, biological process: neuron differentiation; regulation of DNA-templated transcription; central nervous system development. Lineage: Eukaryota; Metazoa; Arthropoda; Insecta; Ephemeroptera; Baetidae. The record is from RefSeq and is a predicted model, not a curated record. The transcript is spliced from 3 exons.
UAGUCGGCACCGCCGCGUUUUAUGAUCUUUCCAUUACGGGUCCGUCCAUAUGGAACUGAGACAUUUCCAGCAGCAGCAAGUGGCCGCCGCCGCCGCCAAGGACCUGACCACACAGCAGGCGGCCGCCGACAUGGAGCCCAUCACGGCCGCCUCCAGUUUCCUGUACGGCACGUCGUCUCACCAGGGCCACCAUCACUUCUUUGGAGGCCGCAAGAUCAGCAAGUCGUUCACAAUCGACGCCAUCCUCGGACUGCACCAGCAGCAGGCCUCCAGUCAGCAGUGCUGGAAGAACAAGUCCAUCGACACGGCCGCCACCAAGGCGGAAAUCGUCGCCUCCAUCGCCGCCGCCUGCAGAAACAAUUUGGCCUCGCAAGGUGCAAGUCAAGGAAAGGGGACAAAGCGGAAAAACGAGGAUGAGUACAAUUCGUCCAAACUACCUGGUGGCGGUACAAGAAGCAAAAGGGUGCGGACGAUUUUCACCCCAGAGCAGCUAGAGAGAUUAGAAGCAGAGUUUGAGCGACAGCAAUAUAUGGUCGGCCCUGAAAGACUUUAUCUCGCCUCCACCCUUCAUCUCACCGAAGCACAGGUAAAAGUUUGGUUUCAAAACCGUCGGAUCAAGUGGCGGAAGCAGCACCUGGAGAUCCAGCAGCAGCGGCUGGCGGCCAUAAAGCAACAACGAGUGCAAACCAACGCAAAGGUCGAGGAGGAGGAAAGUUUCAGUUUGGAGAGUUCGGCGUCUGAAGAGGGCCAGCCGGAGGGCGCGAGCAAUUUCUUCGACUACAUGAUGCAGCACCCCAUGAACUAGAGGCGAAAAAGGCCUAUGGAACUCUCUAGGAGAAUUAAUCAUGCACAAGUGAGUGUUAAUAUCGUUCGUGAAAUUCGAAAUACGCGCGGCGCCGCGAAGGAACGAAAGAAAUCGAGAAAGUGAACAAAGGAAAAAGACCACCUCCUCGUCCUUUAAGUGCUGAUCUGUUAAGUUAGUAUUUUCCGCUCAGCAGGGAAAUUAAUACAAAACUCUAGGACGGAAAAUUCAUUUAAAUCUAAAAACACUACGGCUCGCCUGAUAAUACACAUUGCCAUGGGGAAAUUCGUUGGGUGAUUUUCCGAGAGCAACCGCAAAACGACCCACAAGCUUUGGGUUUCGAGAUGCGGAAUUCUAAAGGGUCUAAUUACACACAAAAGGCUUAGGAGUUCAUUUGAGCUCAACUAAAUUGUGCAAAUAGGGUAAAUUUGAAUUCUUAUCAAAUGUGAAAAUUUUCGGGAUGUCCAUAAUUAAAGAAGAAAUAAAAGCACCAUGAUAUAAUUUACCUCAAAUUAGAAUUUUUCUCCUGGAGUUUUGAUAUUCGUCUGAUUGAUAUAGGGUGAUGGAUCGCGCGUUCUUUUCAUAUUUAAUGCCUUUGGUAGGAUAUCAAUGUGAAUUUGUGCUGUUGUGUACAUCAUUUGUGUAAUUUUCUUUAUAUUGGCCACC